Mesorhabditis spiculigera is the source of this 1461-nucleotide messenger RNA. The record is from the annotation of a GenBank genome assembly. NCBI's taxonomy places the organism in Eukaryota, Metazoa, Nematoda, Chromadorea, Rhabditida, Rhabditidae.
AUGGCUUCCGAGCUUCCGAUAGACAUCCAUUGCGCGAAACUACUCGAUUGGCUGAUCAGCCGCCGGCACAGCAACCGUGAAUGGCAGAAAAACGUGCUUGCCAUCCGCGAAAAAAUCAAGACGGCCAUCUUGGACAUGCCGGAGUCAGAAGAAGUCGUUCGGCUGCUCUCCGGCACUUCCAUUAACUACUUCCACUGCCAACAAAUCAUCAAUAUCCUGAAGGAGACCGAGAAGGACACGAAAAACUUCCUCGGCUUUUAUUCAUCUCAACGGAUGAAGGAUUGGCAGGAAAUCGAAAGCCUCUACAAGAAGGAUAACGUCUACCUAGCGGAAGCUGCUCAAAUCUUGCAGCGUUUCGUUCAAUACGAAAUCCCGGGCCUGAAGCGACAAAUCGCGAAGGCGGAUCAGAGUCUGGAGGAAGGCGUGAAGAAAGAGAAAGACUAUUUAAAACAAAGCGCCGAUGCUAAAAAGGACUAUCACAAGGAGCUGGAAAGACUGGGCCUACAAGGAAAAAAGUUGCGCUCGGAGUUGCUGGCGCUGGCAGCCGAUCUACCGGCCUUUUUCGCCCAACAAAACUCCCAAAUCGGAAACCUUGCCGCGGCGCGGGACUACUACGCCAAUUUCCGCACUUACUUAUUACGCGGUGUUCUGCCAACAUCAGCCUUCUUGCCCGCUCUCUCCUUACUGUUCACAAAGGGCGGCAACGCCACGGCGUACGAGCUGAAACACGGGAAAGCGCCCGAUUCCGUCGAGCUGCCCAACUACGAUUUGCUGCUGAGGGCCGGGGAAGAGGAGAAACCCGACGAGGGCAUCGAUUUCGGCGACGACAUCGAUUUUGGGGACGGUGAUGCGAUAGAUUUCGGGGAAUCGAUUCAGAUUGAGACUGUCGGAGAUGAUACAGGUGCAACCUUGGGUGGGCUUGUGGCACGAGGUGAUGAAGCGCUGCCGUUAUUGGAGAAUACUUCGACCCAAAAGACUGUGAAGAACGAGCUAAAAGAAUUGCUCGGCUUCUUGGCAAUGCGACUCGAAGACGAGGAACGCGAAUCCCCGGCCGACAACUUGGUUUUGGCGGCGGAGGUUCGACCUGAGAACGCCAAGGUCCCAAUUACGACGCUGAACACCUGGAUUCGCCUGAUCAAGGAGAUUCUCGCCGAUCUUUCCGCCGAGCAUAGGAUUCAUCUUUUCAAAAUUCGCUCAAGCCCACAAUAUGUCGAGACGCUAGUCGAGGCGCUGGAGCGGAAGCACGAAUCGGAAGCGCGAUAUGCCAUGAUGGCCGAAGCGAUGAAGGAACGACAGUCCGGGGCUUCCGAGACCGCAAAGAAACUACGCGCCGAACUGCAGGUGCUCCUCUCAAACACCAAGGAGCUGCAGGAACAGAUCGCCGCCGAGAUUUCGAAGAAGUACGAGAACCGGCGGGUGAACAUCAUGGGAGGCUAUACGCCAGCACUUGCCAACAUUUCA